CGUCGCCUAGUCGGCUUCGCCUCCGCUUCCUCGUCUCGUCUCCCUCCCCCUAUUUAUCCCCGCCCACCCAGCGCCGCCAUUUUAUUCGCUUCGUCAGAACUCAAAAUCUCAAAUUCCAGACUUCCAGAGGCGAGCACAGGAGGAGGUUGGAAAAAUCCAUCCAUGGGGGAUGAGAAGGCUGCUCCGAAGGCGGGCGCCACCGCCGACCCGGUGGUGCUGAGGAUGGAGUUGCAUUGCGCCGGCUGCGCGCAGAAGGUCAAGAAGUCCAUCAAGCACUUGGCCGGGGUGGAGUCGGUGGCGGCGGACGUGGCGACGAACACGGUCGUCGUGGCGGGGACGGCCGAAGCGGCCGCGCUCAAGGCGAGGAUCGAGGCGAAGACCAAGAAGCCCGUCGAGGUUGUCUCCGCCGGCGGCGGUGGCGCCGCCGCCAAGAAACCCGCCGCCGAGCCCAAGGCCGUCAAGGACGAUGGCGGCGAGAAGAAGGACGCCCAGGCGAAAGAGGAGAAGGGGAAGAAGCAACCGCCAGAGGAGAAGAAACCCAAAGAGGAAACGGUGCUGCUCAGGAUUCGCCUCCACUGCGAUGGCUGCGCCGACCGCAUCAGGCGACGCAUCUACAAGAUCAAAGGGGUGAAGGAAGUGGUAAUGGACGGCAAUGCCAAGGAUGAGGUGAAGGUGUCGGGCACAAUGGACGUGCCGGCCAUGCUGACCUAUCUCACCGAGAAGCUCAACCGCGCCGUGGAGGCCGUGGCGCCCGGCAGCAAGAAAGACGAGAAGAAGAAGGACAAGGGCGGUGACGCCGACGGCGGCGAGAAGAAGAAAGACGCCGCCGGCGGCGACAAGAAGGACAAAGGCAAGAGCAUCGAGGUCGCCGGCCCGUCCACCGCCGCCGCCGCGGCGUCCAUGGCGCCGGCGCCGGCCGAGGCGAGCACGUACCACGUCUCGCCGUACGGCCACGGCUACUUCGCGUACCCGCAGCAGCAGGGACCUCCCCCCAGCUACUACCAGUACUACGGCGGCGGCAAUGGCGACGGCGUGGGCUACGCCAACCCCAAUGCCGGCGGCGCCGGCGGCUACUACCACCCCCACCCCAACGACGUCCCUACCUACCAGCCGCCGCCGUCGUACCCGCCGUACCCCUACCAGCUCGACAUGUCGCCGGCGCCGCAGCUGUUCAGCGACGAGAACCCCAACGCCUGCUCGGUGAUGUGAUCGCCAUGUCUCCGGCGACAGAGCUCAGAGGCCAAUCUGACGACAUGUACAUACCGAGGACUUUAGACUUAGAAGAUCAGAGGCAUCCACCAAACGUGUUGUUAUGCUUUCGAUCAAUUUUUGUCCAAACUUACCCCUUCUGUUGUAGCGUCAUUUUUUUUAGAUCAAUUCUUGACUGGUUAAGCGAAAUUUGAUUUUAACUAGAGUAUUAGCGGAUGAAAUGGACUGAUGGAGUGAUGAUCUUUUGGUCGCAAAAUGCGUGCCUAGUCAGAGAUGUUGGUUGAA
Oryza sativa Japonica Group (Japanese rice) is the source of this 1494-nucleotide messenger RNA. Its product is annotated as heavy metal-associated isoprenylated plant protein 3. Gene Ontology annotation, molecular function: metal ion binding. Lineage: Eukaryota; Viridiplantae; Streptophyta; Magnoliopsida; Poales; Poaceae. The record is from RefSeq and is a predicted model, not a curated record.